Messenger RNA from Adineta steineri, 576 nucleotides. The record is from the annotation of a GenBank genome assembly. NCBI's taxonomy places the organism in Eukaryota, Metazoa, Rotifera, Eurotatoria, Adinetida, Adinetidae.
AUGACAACUGAGGAUAUUGAUGCAACUAGUGUUGAGGAAUUCGAUCCAUAUCGUGCUACUGGUCUAUGGCAUAUACUUGCAACGAAUCUUAAUAUGUGGAAAGAUAAACUAACUCCAACUAUAACCUAUAGUAUUCAUGAUCAACUACCUGAUGGACGUGUCCGUCUAAAUGAUCUUGUUGAAUAUUAUAGUAAACGCCCUUGUGUUGGUUAUCGUCCAACAAGUCUUGAAGGUAUUGAUACACAAUUACCAAGCAAAGCGAGUCGUUAUCAAUGGCGAGGCGAUGGUAUACUAAAAUUAUUUACAAGUGAAUUUGGUUUCGUAUUUGUUGAUAAUGAAACAACAUCUGAUCGACCUUAUCAAUGGGUAGCAAUAAUAUAUAGUUCAACACUUUUUUCUAGUGGGGGCAUUAAUUUAAUGACACGUACGCGACAACCACCAACACAUGUACUCAAUGAUUUUGUACGAUUUUGUCAUGAUCAUCCUAUAUUAAAAUCGAAAUCAGUGAAUAUGUUUUAUACACGAGACAAAGCUAGUGAUGAAGUUUAUUAUAUACGAGAUCUACAAACAGAUUAA